Apiotrichum porosum is the source of this 825-nucleotide messenger RNA. RefSeq lists its product as uncharacterized. The record is from RefSeq and is a predicted model, not a curated record. The transcript is spliced from 6 exons. The coding region runs from base 1 to 825 and encodes 274 amino acids. Lineage: Eukaryota; Fungi; Basidiomycota; Tremellomycetes; Trichosporonales; Trichosporonaceae.
AUGGACCCCCCGCCUCUACUUCCCCCGCCUCUGGAACCCCUUUUUCUUGCGUCUCAACCUACUACCGAAGCUGCAGUUGUUUGCCAGGCAGACACACUGGCUCCCCUUCCAGCUCCAAUUGCAGUCUCAACCUCAGCCCCAACCUCUAACGAACUCCAAGAAGAGUUGGCUAGAGCCGAGGAAGAAGCCGAAUCGUUCCUCCAGGACGGCAAAGUCUGCUGGGGCGAGAUUGAGGCUGUGUGCACGGCGACGGGACAGAUCCCUGCCUCCUUGAGGCUCAAGAUGCACGAUAUUCUUGACCGUCGCACCAGGGCUGUUAGCAUUGUCAAGCGUCUUAGGGAGAAGGUGGAAACCAGCUCAUCGUUGUGCACGGAAUGCACCAGUCCAACAUCCACCGCAAGCCACUCCAUCUCCGACGAGCCCUCUACAAGCGAGUCCGAACCCACAAGUGCAUCUGCGGACCCCCCCGCGAUGGACACUGCCCCUCAGCCUCCGAUGACCAUCGUCAGGUUAAGCGCUGCUGGAGGAAGCCCGUCGCGACCUCAAGGACGCGGUGGAGCCUUCGCGGGCGUGCCCCUGGAUACCCCAGCUGUACAGCAUAGACUGGAGAGCGUGCGUCAGCGGCUCAGGGACGCCUCGGAGGCCAAAGCAUUCCUUGAGAAGGUGAAAAGGGAGGCGGGAGAGAAGGAGGCGGAGGAAAAGGAGACAUGCGAGAAGGAGACGGGCGACAAAGAGACGGUCAAGAAGGAGGUGAACAAGAACGAGGCGGAAGAGAACGAAGCGGCUCUCCUCCCCACCACCAAGGACUCCGAGUCAGUCAACUGA